CGUAGCCAGCAACAGUGAUCGAGGAGACACGUCACCGCGGGGACCGGACUGCAGCAGAGCUAUGCACACGACGAACGCUGCACUUAUCGCCGGUUGCACCGCCACCAUGGACCAGUUCGCCGACGAAUACCUGCAACAGCAUCGGUACGCCGCGACCGCCGCCUGCACCGCGGCCGACUAUCACUGCGGCAGCAAUCCCUCCGAGUGCGAUCCGGCCGCCGCUGCGUACCCGCAACACCAUCACGUGCACCACAAGGACGGCGGCGAGUACUUCGCGGAACCAUCUUAUUACCACGACACGGCAGCCGCCACCGGUUAUUGCGGCGGUUACGGCGGUCCGUACGACGCAUACAGCGACAACAAUUGGUCGUCGUCGCCACAGGAAUAUUCGUCGUCCGGCGCCGGCGGGGUGGUCGACGGGUCGCAAUGGUACUGGACGCCGUCGGACGUCGGCGGACUGCCGCAACUGACGCCACUGACUCUGCAUCCGCCGCCACCGCCGCCGCCCGUACAGUUGGCCCCGGAACUGCAGGUCGGUUUCUGCGACGGCGACGGCUUCCGGUCCGCCGAACAUGGCCUGUUACAGUUUCAGCCCGGUCGCGGUGCUACCGAUCAAACCACAUGCAGCACAGCCGCCACCGCUGCGUCAGCAGACCAAUUCUUCAAAUCAACUUUGAAUGAUAAGCCAAUAGUUAGCAGAUGCGACCAAAAAAAAUCUAUGAGUAAAUCAUCAACGAACCAAAGACAAAGAGCCAAACGAAAACCUCGAGUACUAUUUUCUCAGGAUGUAAUAUCAGAAUUGGAACACCGGUUCAAUCAACAGCGUUACUUAUCGGCUACAGAGCGAGAAGCAAUGGCAUUACGAUUAAGGUUGACUCCAACUCAAGUAAAAAUAUGGUUUCAAAAUCGGCGAUAUAAAAGCAAAAAGUUAAUAACAUCAGACUGUACAACAUCGGAUAACAAUAAAAAGCCUCCCAGAAGACAAUUUCCAGUAAUAAAACAUUGUUACACGGAGUUAACAAGUAUGAUAACAAACAAUAAUCAAAACUUCAAUCAUACCAACAAAUAUUUUAACAUUUAAUCACAUUUUUACCAGCAAUCUGUCAAUAUAAAAAAUGCAAUGAAUAAAUAGGUAUUUUAUAAGUAAACAAUUGUUUUAUGUAUAAUAUUGUUAGUAGUAUCACUAUUACUAUGAAUUUAAUAGAAUUAAGUGGUCUGUAUAUAUAUAUAUAUAUGAUUAAUUAUUAUCCUAUUCAAAUUUUUAAAAUGUUUUUUAUACUAGUCUAUUUGAUUUAAAAAAAAUAAAUAAUAAUGUAUUAAUGUGUAAAUCAAAUGUAUAUAUUAUAUAAUUUAUACCAAAGAUUCAGCAUGCACAUAAAAUGUAAUUUUGUUUGUUUUUUAAUUUGUAAACAAUUUAUUAUGUGUAGUCUAGAACUAAUUGAAUGUUUACUAAUUACUAUAGGUAGGUACUAUAAAAAAAUAUAACUUAUAGUAGCUGUAGGUAUAGUAAAAAUUUACUUUGAACUGAAAAUGUAUUAUACAAAUAAAAUUAUUUGUUUUAUUUCAUAACAUUGAAUAUUAAAAAGUGAUUAUUUAAAAUUAAUUUUACAAAAGUCAGUAUUAAGACAUUUACAUUGUGUAGGCUCUACAAGGUUAGGUUAGCAUUAACAAGAUUGCUUAAUACUUAAUUGCUAGUUCUAUUAUACCUUUUUUCAAUAUCAACAAAAUGUUUAUAUUUAAUAUUUAUUAUUUAUCUAUGUUAUUAGUGUUGUCAUAAUAAGCUGUGUUAAGAAUAGAUACAUAACAUUACCUACUUAAAAUAUGAUAUCAACCAUUACAUAAAUUACUCAAAUUUAAAUCAAUAAAAAUAUACUAUUUCCAAAAUGGUCACGCUAAUAAGUGAUCGCUUUUUUAAACGAUUCGUCUAAUAGGAAUGAGUAAUUGUACUACUUGUUUUUAAUUAUUUCCUAUACCACAUCUACUUAUUGUGUCAUUAUGUACAGAUUGUAAAAAAAUAUGUAUAAAGUCAAAUAAAUGUAUUAGUUAAAUCA
Rhopalosiphum padi (bird cherry-oat aphid) is the source of this 2051-nucleotide messenger RNA. Its product is annotated as muscle-specific homeobox protein tinman-like. Lineage: Eukaryota; Metazoa; Arthropoda; Insecta; Hemiptera; Aphididae. Gene Ontology annotation, molecular function: DNA-binding transcription factor activity, RNA polymerase II-specific; RNA polymerase II cis-regulatory region sequence-specific DNA binding. Bases 62 to 1081 code for a protein of 339 amino acids. Gene Ontology annotation, biological process: regulation of transcription by RNA polymerase II; cell differentiation. Gene Ontology annotation, cellular component: nucleus. The record is from RefSeq and is a predicted model, not a curated record. The transcript has 3 exons.